Ascochyta rabiei is the source of this 1236-nucleotide messenger RNA. RefSeq lists its product as uncharacterized. The record is from RefSeq and is a predicted model, not a curated record. Gene Ontology annotation, molecular function: ATP binding; protein kinase activity. Bases 1 to 1236 code for a protein of 411 amino acids. The transcript has 5 exons. Lineage: Eukaryota; Fungi; Ascomycota; Dothideomycetes; Pleosporales; Didymellaceae. Gene Ontology annotation, biological process: protein phosphorylation.
AUGAAAUCGGUGUUAAGGUCUAUUAAGAGCUUGUUCCGCAGGGCGCCAUGGCCUAGGCUCACAUUUCCCACCACCGGCUUCGAAACAAUCAGUGAUGAUUACAUUGUGGAGGAAGAGAAGUUCGAGCGCUUCAGUGAAGAAGCCUUCUACCCUGUCCACAUAGGCGAGGUCUUUGCCGCUCGCUAUCAAGUAGUGGGCAAGCUUGGUUUUGGUGUUACCUCCACAGUGUGGUUAACCCGCGAUCUUCCGAAACGAGCAUACACUACGCUGAAAAUCUACACUCGGGAUCGACAAAACUACAAGGAGUUCGAGAUGUACAAGGUCCUAAGCGAAACAAAUCCAAAGCACCCAGGGUAUCGCCACAUCAGAACUGCUCAGAACAAGUUCACAAUUCCAAGAGCAGGAGGCGAUCAUUUAUGCCUUGUCCAGAAGCCCAUGGGUGACAGUUUGAAGGAUAUGCUUAGGCGCAAUCCAAGCCGUCGGUUCACAACAGAUCUGCUCAGAAUGUCACUAAUCCAGCUCUUUCUUGCGCUGGACUACGUUCAUUCCGAGUGCAAAUUAGUACACACGGAUAUCAAACUCGACAACAUUUUCUUUGAAACAGAUGACGAAAGUAUAUUCGAAGAUUUUGUCAGGUGGGAAAUGCUUAACCCUAUUGUCCGCAAGACUGGUGAGCAUCCGGUGUAUGGUUCCCGAGGCUUCAGGUGCUCAAAGGCCAUUGGAGGACUUGUACUCGGAGACUUCGGCGCCGCCACACGAGGUGACGAGAUACAGUCGCACACGAUCCAGCCAUCCCAACUACGUUGUCCAGAGGUGCUGUUUGGUAUGAACUGGAGCUACCCGGCAGAUAUAUGGAAUGUUGGUGUCAUGAUAUGGAUGUGUUACGAAGACAGUCUCUUGUUCCGUGGAAAGCAUCCCGACGGAAGUGGUUACAAGACAGCAGCUCAUAUAGCGGAGGUGAUCGCGGUGCUUGGUCCACCUCCUCUGGAAAUGCUGGCACAAUUCCCAGAUAGCAAAAGUUUCUUCGAUGACAAAGGCCACUGGAUCGCCGACGUACCUAUCCCAGAGGAUCGGAGCCUGGAGAGCAGUGAGGAGAACUUGACAGGAAAGGAGCAAGAGGAUUUCUUGGAAUUUGUGCGGUGCAUGCUGCGUUGGAGGCCCGAAGACCGCUUGACUGCAAGACAGUUGCUUGAUCACCCGUGGCUCAAAGCUCAAGAUUGGCGCGCAAAAUGCUGA